Molecule: messenger RNA, 1311 nt
Organism: Salvelinus sp. IW2-2015
Lineage: Eukaryota; Metazoa; Chordata; Actinopteri; Salmoniformes; Salmonidae
Gene: hsd17b7
Product: hydroxysteroid (17-beta) dehydrogenase 7
Biological process (GO): cholesterol biosynthetic process
Cellular component (GO): endoplasmic reticulum membrane
Molecular function (GO): estradiol 17-beta-dehydrogenase [NAD(P)+] activity; 5-alpha-androstane-3-beta,17-beta-diol dehydrogenase (NADP+) activity; 3-beta-hydroxysteroid 3-dehydrogenase (NADP+) activity
Source: RefSeq, a predicted model, not a curated record
GUAGCCGUGUCUGCAUAGGCUAUCGUUGUGUUCAUAACAUCGGACCAGAGUGUUGUACAUUGAUAGUAUUCUUUUCUGUUAUCUUUUAACAUUCACCAGUUUCCUACAWUUGAAGAAGUGCCAUCAUGGAGAAAGUGAUUUUAGUGACCGGUGCGAACAGUGGCAUCGGCCUAGCCCUGUGUGAGCGGCUGCUCUAUGAGGACAGUCGGCUGCAGCUGUGUCUGGCCUGCAGGAACAUGCAGAGGGCUGAGGCGGCCCGCUCCGCUCUGCUGACCUCUCACCCCGACGCCCACAUAGACCUGCUGCACCUGGAUGUAGGCUCUGUUCGCUCGGUUCUCCACGCCGCCCACAAGAUCAAGGCUAGGUACAACAGACUUGACUACCUAUACCUUAAUGCCGGGAUCAUGCCAAAUCCACAGAUUGACAUCAAAGCCUUUUUCAAGGGCCUAUUUUCUAGCAACGUCAUCAAAAUGUUUGCCACAGCAGAGGGCCUCCUGACCCAGCAGGACCAUGUCAACAAAGAUGGACUACAGGAAGUGUUCGCCACAAACCUUUUUGGUCACUUUGUGCUUGUCAGGGAGCUAGACUCUAUCCUUUGCCAGGCUGGUCAGACCUCCCGGGUAGUGUGGACUUCGUCCAGCAAUGCCAGACGCUCGGCCUUCAGUCUAGACGAUGUCCAGCACAGACUGGGGACCGAGUCCUACGCGUCCUCCAAGUAUGCCUCCGACCUCAUCAGCCUUGCCCUCAACAGACACAACAACAGCCAGGGGCUGUACUCAUCAGUGAUUUGUCCAGGGCUGGUGAUGACCAAUCUUACCUAUGGCAUCCUCCCCUCCUUCUUCUGGACCCUCAUCAUGCCUAUCAUGUAUCUUAUAAGAAUCUUCACCAACACGUUCACACUGACACCGUACAAUGGAGCUGGAGCAUUGCACUCGCUGUUUCUGAAAAAACCAGAGUCCCUGGAUCCGAGGGCAAAGUAUCACAGUUUGACGUCAGGCAUGGGGAGCAACUACACGCAGCCUCGACAAAUGGACAUCGAUGACGACAUGUCAGAGGCCCUGUAUGUGAAACUGCUGGAAAUGGAAAAAGCUGCUCGUAAGAGAUUGAAAGAAGAGGAUGACAAUGAACAAGCCUACAAAAAGUACCUCAACCAGACAGAGUAGUAUUUUGUACGGCUAUUCUCCUUGACUGACUAGUUAAGGCCUAAUCACUCAACUUUUAUUCUAUAGCAUAUAAUCUACAGUGCCUUCGGAAAGUACUCCGACCGCUUGACUUUUUACACAUUUUGUUACGGUACAGCCUUAUUCUAAA